UCUUCUACACAACAUUUGUUCCAACCUACACUUGAGCAGAAGGGCCCAGAGGGCAAGGAGGCACCAACGAGCAUCAGCCAGACAGCAAGCAUGGUAUCGGUUGGACUCCAGUUGGUGGGCUACAUUUUGGGGCUGCUGGGCACGCUGGGCACCCUGAUAGCGACCCUGCUGCCCAACUGGCGGAUCAGCUCCUACAUUGGCUCCAGCAUCGUCACCGCUGUUGGCUUCUCAAAAGGACUCUGGAUGGAGUGUGCAAUCUACAGCACAGGGAUCACGCAGUGUGACAUCUACAACUCUCUGCUCAGCCUGCCCACUGAUCUCCAGGUGGCCCAAGCCCUGAUGGCCACCUCCAUUGGUAUCGGUUUGCUGGCUGCCAUUGUCUCUGUGGUGGGGAUGAGAUGUACCGUCUUUUCUCAGAGCUCCCCAGCGAAGGACAAAGUGGCGAUUCUGGGAGGAGUCACUUUUGUCCUUGGGGCACUGCUCAGCUUCAUCCCUGUUGUGUGGAAUAUCCAUGUGAUCCUCCGUGACUUCUACAACCCACUUGUGCCCGACAGCAUGAAAUAUGAGAUUGGGGAAGCCUUGUACUUGGGCAUCCUGUCUUCCUUGAUCUCUUUCAUUGGCGGCGCCAUCCUCUGUGCCUCCUGCCCACCUCGUGACUCACAGGCAACCUGCUACAGUCCUCAUCAUUCUCAGACCAUGGCAGACAGGAGCUCCCUGCCACCUCUCACAUCUCCAAAGGCCAGUGCAUACAGCCAGACUGGUUAUGUGUAGCAGUUGCUGGCCACCCAUGGAAACCCUCACUAGAUGCACUGAAUAGGUAAGCAGAGAGACAGAUAGGUUUAUUCCUCUCACAACCCUCCUUUCAGCACUCCAGCCCUGUCUCUUCCCCAUGCAACUUGGCACUGCCGGAGAUGUCAUGUUGCUUGUCAACUGCCUGGCGGCUGCAGUUUCUUCAAGGCCCGUGGGGCUGUGUUUUCUCUGAAGACCUUCCUGUGACUAAAAGACCAAGCAAAGUGCCCAAUGACUGCAGAGCACAGGAGGAGUCCAUUCGGAGGAGUCACAGGUGCCCACCAGGCCUCUACUGAGCACCUUUCAAAUCCUGCCUCAUCCUGUCUCCCAUUCCAUACGAUUCAUCCCCAGAGUGGGAAACGGGACUUAAGAAUGGGGGGGCGGGGGGAGGACAUAGCUGAGUGAUAUGGGAAAACAAUCCCCAUUUCUGAGAGAAACCUGCAAGUCCUUGGUAAGGGAGUAAAAAAAACCCACCCCAAACUGUUGGAACCCAGAACAAGGGGAUUGAUGGCAGGACAAGGAUGCAUGGGGAUAUACUAGGGCCACUGAAACAUCCUGAGAGAUGACAAGACAGCCCCCACCCAUCCCUUGCCCUGCCUUCUGCCAGGGACAAAAGGAUGACAUUUAGCGUCUGGCUUUGAAGAGACCAAAAUGUGCCUGCUCUGUGGGUGGGUACAUGCUGGUCUUGGCAGAUGACAGAACUCGGUGGACAAGCCUGCUGCACCUACUCUGGGAUCAAAGGGCCGCUCCAUCCGCCCGCCCACCCACUUCCAGUACUCCAAGCUUGAGAAGCUUUUGGGCUUACAGUGGCUCAGUGGUUUCACUGGCCAAGAAAGAAUUCCUGCUCAAGCAGGGAAUGGACUAGAAGACGUCGAAGGUCCCUCCCAACCCUCUCAUUCUAUGUGCUAUAAAGGCAAAGGAGAGAGGCGAGGCCGUAGGGCUUAACUGUGUCUGGGAAAGACGACUCUCCAACCCCAAGAAAGACCAAUUUCUUCCAGCCUGGGAACCAAGGAAAUAAAACUAUGGGGAUGACCCUGUGCUGGCCCAGCCCAAAGAACUAAGGCCAGCAAAAUAUGCCCAGGGCUGACCAGUUGUUCUGCCUCCUGCUCCAGAGCAAUGUAUUGGCGCCAGCAUCUGUUUGUCUGUUGGUCUAUUUAGCAAUAUCCUAGAAUAGGGAUUUUAAAAAGUACAUGUGUUCCCAGAAGAUGAGUUAAUGCUGGGGGAAGAAAAAA
This is a messenger RNA of Pantherophis guttatus, 2021 nucleotides long. RefSeq names its product claudin 2 (gene CLDN2). Gene Ontology annotation, molecular function: structural molecule activity. NCBI's taxonomy places the organism in Eukaryota, Metazoa, Chordata, Lepidosauria, Squamata, Colubridae. Gene Ontology annotation, cellular component: bicellular tight junction; membrane. The record is from RefSeq and is a predicted model, not a curated record.